Molecule: messenger RNA, 1660 nt
Organism: Scomber japonicus (chub mackerel)
Lineage: Eukaryota; Metazoa; Chordata; Actinopteri; Scombriformes; Scombridae
Gene: fkbp14
Product: FKBP prolyl isomerase 14
Exons: 4
Coding region: 132-764 (210 amino acids)
Molecular function (GO): calcium ion binding; peptidyl-prolyl cis-trans isomerase activity
Source: RefSeq, a predicted model, not a curated record
UGCAGAAGUUGGAUGCCACGUAGUUGCCAAUCCUGUUGCACACAUUUUGGCCACCGCUAUUUUUUCGAGGAUGAUUUAAAUUUCCCUUUUUUCAUAAAAUGUUGUGAACACGAGAACUGUAGUUUAGCAAAAUGACGGUUUUCUCAAUUUGUUCGAUACUGCUCUCGUUGUUUGCGCUUGUCACGGGGGGGAAACUGCCUGAGCCAGAAGUCAAAAUUGAAGUUAUACAAAAACCCUUUAUGUGUUACCGUAAGUCAAAAUAUGGAGACAUGCUUCUUGUACAUUACGAGGGAUACUUGGAGAAUGGGACCAUGUUUCAUUCCAGCCGUGUACAGGGGGAUAAAAAUCCAGUAUGGUUCACCCUUGGGAUCCGAGAGGUGCUGAAGGGCUGGGAUAAGGGUCUGCAGAACAUGUGCACAGGAGAGCACAGGAAACUGACUGUCCCUUCAUCUCUUGCAUAUGGCAAGGAAGGAAAAGGCCAGAUCCCUCCAGGCAGUACCCUCAUUUUUGACAUUGAGCUUAUGGAGAUCCGAAAUGGUCCCAGGUCACAUGAGUCUUUCCAGGAGAUGGAUCUCAAUGAUGACUGGAAGCUCUCCAGACAGGAGGUGAAAGAGUACCUGAAGAAGGAGUUUCAGAAACAUGGAUACUCACCUAACGACACACAUCAUGAAGCAAUGGUAGAUGACAUCUUCAAAAAUGAGGAUGAGGAUAAAGAUGGUUUCAUAUCAUCUAGGGAAUUCACCUACCAACAUGAUGAACUUUAACAGGUUUUAACCAGGGGUUGUUUUUUUUCUUAACUACCUAUAGUAUUUGUACUACCAUUCAUUUCUUACAAAACAGUGAACAACAUUGACAUGUGAAUUAGUUACUGGUCACUGGUCUUACAUGAAUCUCUCCACAGAGCUUGUUUUCUAAACUGCCUUUUGAACAACUUUGUCUUAAUUGUGAUUUAACUUGAAUAAAUUACUUUUGUUUUGUGAGAACCGUAAUAUAUUCAUGUCUCCAUUAUACAUGCACUGAUAGUAUCACCACAGAUGUAUUUAGACUACAGUAUUGGAAUAUUUGGUCAAUUGAUUUCAUGAAAUAAAUGUUAGGGUUUUUUUUAAAACAAGCAUAACUUAUUGAUGUUGAUUUUUUUUUUCUGUGCAUGUCUUCAUUAAUCACUAGAGGGCACUCCUAUCCUUGAUAUUUGUCUAAUACCUAGGCUGGCCCUCUACCUCCGUCUUUCUGUUUCCACUGGCAUCUCAAACCCUUAAAAUGAGAACACUGAAUUUUUUUGGAAUCAUGAGGAAGUUGCAAUACAGUAUGAUAAUAGCGGUUCAAUCAUUUGCAAUGAUGACUUUUAAAAUAUGAAUAUCAAAAUAUGCAUAUUGAUUGAAUUACAUCACAUCUCUAUCUCCCUUCUCUCCCCCGCUCCCUCUUUCUCACUCAAACCAAUUGGUCAAAGCAGAUGGCCGCCCACCUAGAGCCCAGUACUGAUUGAGGUUUCUUCCUGUUAUAGGGGAGUUUUUUCUUACUGCUGUCACUAAGUGCUUGUUCAUUGGGGAAUGUUGACUCUAUGAAAAGAGUACUGUCUAGACCUGCUCUAUGAGAAAAAUGCCCUGAGAUAACUUCUGUUGUAAUUUGACACUAUAUAAAUAAAAUUGCCUUGACUUGACAU